AUUUAACCAGGUUCACGGUGUACGCGAUGGUCAAGUUCAAAUCGCGAAAAGCCCACAGUUGACAUCAUUCGAAUUUAACGCUUCAAUACCGCAGCAAGUUCUUAUUACCGUUCGUUAAUUACAAGAAGUUCAUUUGUACAUUAGCUGCGAACGAAAGAGCUUACGCGGCGUCUAAUUCCGCAUAGUAACCGCCAUUGCGCUUUUUUUUGUGAUUGCUGUGUGUUCAGUUGGCAGCAGUAUGACACUUGAUCUACAUAAAUAACAAGGUGUUUAAACCGUGCAUAUAGUUUAACAACAAUUGUUUUAUCAUUGCCCAUUGUUUCAACCGAAAUUCAUUUAGUUGGCGCGUUGGAGUAUCAAAGUGAAGAACUACGUACUUGCAGCAGUAGUCGCGGUUUCGUUUUUUUUUCUUUUUAUUGACUCAACUGUGCAUCCCUGUUCUAAUUAAACAAUGUUAACGAUGAUUGUCGCUAACGAUAAACUAAUAAGCUGAAGAAAGCAAGGUGCAGGGUACUUAUUGGAUUUGACAAAGUUUGGGACUAUUGAAUUCGUAAAAUUUUCGCUAAACAUGGACCAAUCGGUUCAGGUAGAUUUUCCGACGGUUUCCAGAUAUCCCCGGAAAAGAUUGAGGCGAUACAACACAUCCGGCGACCUCAUGAUGGCCAACAGGCACAACUUUCAAACCUGGGGGCCACUAACGAAGCAAUCGAAAUCAUUAAAUUUUUCCACUGAAACAAUUCAGAAAGGCAAGCCGAGUUUCAGAUCCGAUAGCCCACAGGCAAGAAUACCGCAGAAUGGAAGCGAAAUAACCUUGAGUGUUCCCUACCUUGAUAUAAUACCGUCAUCCCCAGUGUCUUCGCAUUCAAGCACAACGAUUCCAAUCCCCACCCCUCAUCAUAAAACAUACACCAACGGAUAUAGAUCGCCUGCAGGGCGUCCAGGCUUUCUCCAGGUCCCCCCACCCUAUCACAGCCAAAGCAGCGACAUAAGCACCGAAGGUAGCGUAAGAAGUUGCAAAUGUUUCAAGGAAGUCGACAGCGAGGGAAAGAUUUCAAUGAGUCCCGCCGUCACCCCUGAAGGUUUAUCCUGGCGGAGGUUGCACAUGUCGAGGGCCAAACUAAAAGCCACAUCUACCACUUCCGAAUUACUUUCAGGAUUCGCAAUGGUGGCAAUGGUGGAACUUCAAAUCGACGAAGACACUCAAGUGCCCGAAUGGUUGUUUGUCAUGUUCUCCGUUUGUACAACAGUAUUAGUAGCUGUCCAUAUUUUUGCUCUUAUGAUUUCGACCUACAUUCUGCCAAACAUCGAUGCUAUAUCAAAACUGGAUAUUUGCGAACUCGUUUCCGAAAGUCCACACGAAAGAAUGAAAGGGUUCAUUGAAUUAGCGUGGGUUUUCUCUACAGUCCUAGGACUUUUCCUAUUUCUGGUAGAAAUAUCUAUUCUGUGUUGGGUUAAAUUUUGGGACCAUUCUAAGGCAGCCAUUGCAGCAACCGUCAUAGUUAUUCCAGUACUUAUCAUGUUCGUCCUCUUUGCCAUUCAUUUCUAUCAUUCCCUGGUUGUUCACAGGUGCGACACCUCUCUCAGUGAUAUGCAGAAAUUGGAAGAUAUGAAGAAGCAACUGGACGCGGUGGCUCCAGUAUGACGAAUGUUAAUAUGCAUAAAUAUGUAUUUAAAAAGAUCGCCUAAGUUAUUUACCGCAACUUGUAAUUAAAUAAAGUACACCCAAAAUCAUUAGCAAUGUUGAAAUUUAGAGGCUAGAGAUUAAAAAAAAAAAAAAGAAGCAAACCGCUAAAUGGCAAUAUAUGCUGUGAUAUUAACCUUUACGUGCAAUUGUAAAUGGUACGCAUGUGUAUGACGCAAACAAAGGUAAAAAAUCAUUGUUUUUAAUUUGCUGUAGCAAAAUCGGUUUUUGAAGCAUAAUAUAUAUAUAACGAUGUUAACGCUUAAAUGUAGUAAAUUUUUAUAUCACCAUAAAAAAAUAAAUUAAUUAUGCCACA
Agrilus planipennis (emerald ash borer) is the source of this 1997-nucleotide messenger RNA. RefSeq names its product calcium release-activated calcium channel protein 1. Gene Ontology annotation, molecular function: store-operated calcium channel activity. The transcript has 6 exons. Gene Ontology annotation, biological process: store-operated calcium entry. The record is from RefSeq and is a predicted model, not a curated record. Gene Ontology annotation, cellular component: membrane. Bases 569 to 1642 code for a protein of 357 amino acids. NCBI's taxonomy places the organism in Eukaryota, Metazoa, Arthropoda, Insecta, Coleoptera, Buprestidae.